Molecule: messenger RNA, 6725 nt
Organism: Gymnodraco acuticeps
Lineage: Eukaryota; Metazoa; Chordata; Actinopteri; Perciformes; Bathydraconidae
Gene: mid2
Product: midline 2
Exons: 12
Coding region: 493-2814 (773 amino acids)
Molecular function (GO): zinc ion binding; protein binding
Source: RefSeq, a predicted model, not a curated record
CCAGCUGCUGCCGUGGGGGGGAUUAGAGCUAUUUCAGUCCCCCUUGGGUUGAUCACGUGUCCUUGGGGAGCGUUUAGAUUUGGCACCACGUUCGGAGAAGGAGGAAGCGCACCGUUGCGCACAUCCGAGUUGGACAGCAACAUCUUAAACACGCGUUAAUGGUCCGGCGGCGAAUCAAGCAGAUCAGUUUUGUUUAGGGGCGUAGUCCUAAUCACUCCACGGUGGUGUCUGAAACAGCAUAGCACAGACACAACGUGUGUGUGAUCGAUCUGUCUCUGACUCCUCAAAAACUUCUACGCUUUCCAACUGUGAUCCGCGGCACAUUGUUGCCCGCCACUGCUACAAGUCGACGUGCGGAGCUGUCACGGUGAACCAAGCCCAGCGUUGUCCACAGUGGAGCUGUUCAUCGCUAACUAGGCUGCCUCCAAGCCCACAGGUAAUUCGCCAGCUUUCGUGGGUUUUGAUGUCACCUCUAGAUUGGUUUCACUGAAGAUGGAAACACUGGAGUCUGAGCUGACCUGCCCGAUCUGCCUUGAGUUGUUUGAAGACCCCCUUCUCUUGCCCUGCGCCCACAGCCUGUGUUUUAACUGCGCCCACCGCAUCCUGGUGUCUCACUGCUCCACCAGCAAGCCCCUCGAGUCCAUAUCGGCCUUUCAGUGCCCCACCUGUCGUUACGUCAUCACGCUGAAUCACCGCGGCCUGGAGGGCCUUAAGCGCAAUGUGACGCUGCAGAACAUCAUUGACCGCUUUCAAAAGGCCUCCAUCAGCAGCCCUAAUUCUCCCACUGAGAGCCGGCGCCUGCAGCCGCCGCAGCGUCCCUACACCGCCACCAUUAGCGGGACGAUAGCUGGAACGAUUGGCGGCGGGGGUGGUGGAACGAGUGGAAGCAGCGCCCGCAGCAGCCCGGCCACUUCCAGCCACUCCCACCCGCACGCCAACCACACCAACCACGCUAAUCACGCCAACCACACCAACGCAAACCACAGCCCGGCUGUCGUUGCGAAAAUGGAUCCACGCAUCAGCUGCCAGUUCUGUGAGCAGGAUCCGCCGCGUGAGGCCGUGAAGACGUGUGUCACAUGUGAGGUGUCGUACUGCGACCGCUGCCUCCGCGCAACGCACCCCAAUAAGAAGCCGUUCACCAGCCAUCGCCUGGUGGAGCCGGUGCUGGACACACACCUCCGCGGCCUGACCUGCCUGGAGCACGAGAACGAGAAGGUCAACAUGUACUGCUUGGUGGACGACCAGCUCAUUUGUGCCCUCUGCAAGCUGGUGGGGCGCCACCGGGAGCACCAGGUGUCCUCGCUCACCGAGCGAUUCGAUAAGCUUAAGGCUUAUCAAGUGAGCCCGGGCAGAGUGUCAGAUGCGGUAAUGGAGGCUUCAAAGACAAGUGCUGCGCAAACCCUGGAGAACAACCUGACCAACCUGGUGAAGAGGAACAGCGAGCUGGAGAACCAAAUGGCAAAGCUCAUCCAGAUCUGUCAACAGGUUGAGGUGAACACAGCCAUGCAUGAGGCCAAGCUGGUGGAGGAGUGUGAUGAGCUGGUGGAGAUCAUCCGCCAGAGGAAACAGGUCAUUGCCGUGAAGAUCAAAGAAUCCAAGGUGAUGAAACUGCGUAAAUUGGCCCAGCAGAUUGCAAACUGUCGCCAGUGUCUGGAGCGCUCCAGCGCCCUCAUCACACAAGCCGAACAGAGCCUGAAGGAAAACGACCAUGCCCGCUUCCUCCAGACCGCUCGCAAUGUAGCAGAAAGGGUUGCCAUGGCGACGACCUCCUCCCAGGUACUCAUCCCUGACGUCAACCUGAACGAGGCGUUUGACAACUUUGCCCUGGACUUUUCCAGAGAGAAGAAGAUCCUGGAAGGACUGGAUUACCUAACUGCUCCCACCCCUCCAUCCAUCAGAGACGAGCUGUGCACCGCCUCUCACGACACCAUCACUGUUCACUGGACGUCCGAGGACGAGUUCAGCGUCACCUCCUACGAGCUGCAGUACACCAUUUACACCGGCCAGACAAAUUUCAUCAGCUUGUACAACUCUGCAGACAGCUGGAUGAUCGUACCUAACAUCAAGCAGAACCACUACACGGUGCACGGCCUGCAGAGUGGCACCCGUUACAUCUUCUUUGUCAAGGCUAUCAACCAGGCAGGAAGCCGCAACAGUGAGCCAGCCCGCCUGAAAACCAACAGUCAACCCUUCAAGUUGGACCCAAAGACUGCCCACAAGAAGCUGCGUCUGUCCAACGACUGUCUGACCAUGGAGAAGGACGAGAGCUCGCUGAAGAAGAGCCACACCCCGGAGCGCUUCAGCAGCACAGGCUCCUAUGGGGCAGCUGGUAAUGUCUUCAUUGACAGCGGGUGCCACUACUGGGAGGUGCUGCUUGGAGCGUCCACAUGGUAUGCCAUCGGCGUAGCUUACAAAUCAGCUCCGAAAAACGAGUGGAGCGGCAAGAACUCAUCCUCAUGGGUGUUCUCGCGCUGCAACAACAACUUUAUGGUGCGCCACGAUGGCAAGGAGAUGCUGGUGGAGGCAAGCCUGCAGCUGAGGCGGCUGGGUGUCCUGCUGGACUACGACAACAAUUCACUGUCCUUCCAUGAUGCCAUGAACUCCCAGCACAUUCACACCUUUGAGGUCUCCUUCCUCCUGCCCGUUGUUCCCAGUUUCAUGAUCUGGAACAAGUCAGUCAUGAUUCUCUCAGGGCUACCCGUCCCCGACUUUGUCGAUGGUUUGGCCUCCGAUCUUCAAGAGCAGCAACAGCAGCAGAUGGGCCUGUGCCGACAAGAGUCACCAUACUUGACUGGGCUGAAGAGCUGCCACUGAGAAAAGCCCAUGAAUGGCCGAGCAGAAAGUCCACUCAGGCCUAGGGACAUUGACAGUGCUCUGCUGUAUCCUCUGCUUUAAGAGAGGACCAGUUACUUUCUUAUGAGUUUAGAAAGUGUUGGAGAUAUGCACACCAGUCUGGAAAAAUGUCAGUCCUGUUAGUUUGUGGCUAUCCAAAGCUUUGCAAAUCCAUCAGUGAAUAGGAACAAGGUCUCUUGACUACAAAUGCUAGUAGAACUACAAUUCACAAGAUGCCCUGGAAUAGGUGAGGGCAGGGAUGGACAUCUGGGUUUAUGACCAUUUAAGGUCUCCCUUUUUGAUCUAUCUUCCUCCCGAUGCGACCCUUAGGCAGAUGAUCAAGGAGGGACGGUUCACAUCAGCCAUUUAAAGUUACAACAUGUGAAUAGUGAAAUAAUGUCUCCUAUGCAUUAAAUUACAAAAAAGGAAGCUCAACAAUGCAGAGGUAAAAAAAUGUGAUUGAGUGAUUCUUCCUCUGACUACAGAUAUUAAAUCUUUAUUCCAAAUGUCAAUUUUUGUUUCUUAAAGGUGGGGUAAGUAAUUUUGGAGAAACCAGCUCGAGUGCGCUAGAAUUAGAAAAUACACAGCCGGAAAAAAUCUGCCACUUCCUUAGAGAGCCCCUCCUCCAACACACACAAACGCGCACAUGACCAAUGAGGGCACGAGAUAAGUUUGUGCACAGAUGGAAGGCUGACAGGCAGGUAGGCCAUCCAGUUAUUUUAGCCGGGCCGGCUCAAAUGAUUGGUCGUGCUUUUUACAGUACUACGGCUUCCACAGAUGACGUUUUUGUAUGGAUUUUUUGUCAAAGCACUUAAGAUAUUCAUUGCUAUCGGGAUGUUAAGAGCGUUCCAUGGAAUAUAACAAAAAGUGUAUCUCGAGCCGGUUUCUCAAACUUACCUACCCCACCUUUAACAAGGUGAUGUGACCUAUGGAUGUGACAUGUCAUGUGAACUAAAUUUGACAAAAAGAUAUAUUUAAUUUUAAACAAAUAAGUGGCUUUAGGAGUCGUUUGAAGUUUUCUUGCUCAAGAGUUAGAUCUAAAAGAUCACAACCACUCAUCUGUGUAUUUAUGAGGCUAGACCUAGCAGUUUUCUUAGUUUAGCGUAGCAUAAAGGCUGUUCCUGUCUAGUAAUUCCAGCACAUAGCUUUGUGUAAAACUACAGUGAAAAAUUUACAAAAGUAAAAAAAAAUUCAUAGAACAUAUUAAUUCCCAAGCUUUGCACGUGCUGCAGUACGGGGGUUAUUGCCUUUGGACAGAGCUAAGCUACUUGUUAUUCCAUCUUUGUUCUAGGCUAAGCUAACAGCUUGUUGGCCUUAGCUUCAUAUUUAGCAUAAUGAAACAUGAGUGGUAUUAUCUAACUUUCAACAAGAAAGCUUAUAAGCAUUUUUCUGAAACAUUUCUUCCUUUAGAUGUUGAUGUGCCUUUUUGAGUCAGCUUUAUUGUGUGAAGUAUAUGCUACCAUCAUGCUAACACAACUACAAGCUAGCUGGGCACGUUUUGAGAUGCACCGCAUCACUGUUUAUGUGUUGUACCCCUUAGUAGCUUUAAGUGGUCAUUGCUUAAGUCUUUUCCUUGAUCUUUCUCCUAUAUUUGACACCGCAGUCUGGUUUGUGUUGCCGGCUGUAGCUUCCUAAGUUUCAGGAAGUAUUAACGUUGUUCCCAGACAUUGAUAUGAUCGUAGGGGGCAGAUUUGCAUCAUGUGACUACUCAUCUUGUAAAAUAAGAGGUUUAUUGAAUAUUAGAGGAAAAAGUGUUAUUUAUGACAAAAAAUAUGGUUUAUAAUUAAUCUCAACAUAUUAAUGAUGCACUUUUUCAUUGACACUAUUUCCCCUCUAUGAUUGUUAAAGUAGAUGGAACUGCGUGACAGGGAUGUAAUGGGGAGGGAAAGAAACAACUUUCACAUCUGCUGGUUGUGUUCACUAUGAAAAAAUCAACAUCAUCCAUUUUUUUCAUUUAAUAUCAUAUUUAAAAAAUACAUAUAUUUAUGAUCAAGAGUUAUUGAUGGUUAUUGAAUAUUACCCAUAAAUAAGUGUAUUCUAAUAAAGCACUUUUCAAAAUAUUAUAUUAACCUUGAUGUCCUUAAACAGAAACCCCUUAAAUGUUUUUUCACUGUGCUUUGAACACUUUAAACACAACCCGUGACUUUCCCUCCCCAUGGCUCUUUUGGAUAGCAUAUACUAACUUUAUCUUGUUUAGAAAAGGGAUAUGAUUAUGGUGAUGUUUAUGCUUUUUUAUCAUGAUGAAAUGAUAAACUAAUAACUGUUAAAAAAAAAAACGUCACUUUGUUUUUGACUAUUCAGGGAAGGAUGGGGUUAACACUUAACUUGCUGUCUGUCGCAAUGUCAUGGCAUGAUUGUGUUUUCCUCUGUGAUUUGUUAACACACAUGCACACACAAUCCUACACGUCAUGUUUCGUUUAGGUUGGCUUUAUUGUGAUAAAUGCAUGAAACAUUGUAGGAUCCUACACCACUUCACUGGGUAACUUAAGGAGCUUAAAGUCCACUAAAUCUUGUUUUUCAUCAGUCAUGACUUGUCGCUUACAAUAGACUUGACCUCUUUUGGUUAUUGUUCACUUUUCAGAUAGCAGCUGAAGUUGGAACAUACUUUUUAUUUGGAUUCAAAGGCACAGUGUGGUUUCUUUCUGGCUUGGCAUUCAGGUAGUGUCUUUGAUUCAGACAAUCAAAUGUGUACCACAGUUAAUGCAGAUGUAAGUGAUUGUGUAGCAUGAAACAGGAUUGAGACAAUUGAGGUUGGGUUGACAAAAAGCAGGUGUGUUACAUAUUGUACCAGCGUCUCAAAGAUUUGACACCUACUGGCCAUUUACACUGUUUUAUGCAUCACUACAUACAUGCUGUCUAAAGUCAUGUAACAUUUGUGUUGACAGAAUAUGAUUUGUUCAACUUGAAAAAACAGGCAAACACACUGAUUUCAAUCAUAUGCUAGUUACCAUAUGAUACGUUCAAGCAAAAGACCAAGUGAUGUAAAACUCAAAGCAAUAGAAAAGUAGUGAAAAUCUGACAUGUCAUAGUGCAGCUUUUAUUCUGCAGUGGUCAUUUAAGGUUACUGUGUGAUGGAGGUAUUGAUGUUAUAAGCGCUACAGGCAACAGAGAUAAUCCACUGGUCAAAGGCAGGAAGAGCUCCAGUAUGAAAAGAGAGUUCUUUUUUUCUGUCAGGGAGAUUAGUAGAUGUUACCUGACUUCCAAAUAUCCACCCAUUGUGUUGAAUAAUGUCGGUCACAGACUCGAAACGGCCAAAUGCUGAUUUGUGAUCCAGACAAGCUCAACUAAUCUGUGCAAGUGUGUUUGGCUGGGUCACUGCAUGAUUAUGUGACCUUGCUGCAGGUUCAUCAAUCUUUCCUUAUCUUCAUGAUGGGGUUUCUUAUCUUGCGUACAGCAUACGUUUUCUUUUAUUUUUCAAAAAAUAAACCAUGACAAGAACACUCAAAAACGAAAUGUUCAUUGCCAUGCAUCUCAGAUAUUUUGCAGUGCUCUUUCUUUCUUUGUGUCACAAGUCAAUACAGUAAAAAUAUAUACGGUGAAUGAUUUUCAAUAGCUACCCACUCCUUGUAGUGCAGUGUAAUACCCUAGAGACAAUACAAUAGAUUCUCCUUUUUGCUUUUUGUCUGUGUAACUUGGGUAAUUAUUUUUUACAACUCAUGAGAAACACGCUCCUCUCCUUUUGGCACUUGGACCUUGAUAAACAGCACAAAAAUAGCAGCGUUGCAUUUAUGCAAGGCUGUCUGUUUCCGUAGAUAUGAGAGAUACUUUUAGCCAGAGAGGAAUGUAAAUCAUAGGGGGAAAUAUAUAUUAUAUAAAGUUGUAUAAUAUACAAAAUAUAUAUGAACCAAUGUUAUUUAUGUGAAUUUAAGUCCAAUUAAAAGUCUGAUCCCAAA